This is a messenger RNA of Anopheles bellator, 887 nucleotides long. RefSeq lists its product as uncharacterized. The record is from RefSeq and is a predicted model, not a curated record. Bases 334 to 777 code for a protein of 147 amino acids. Gene Ontology annotation, cellular component: extracellular region. The transcript is spliced from 3 exons. Lineage: Eukaryota; Metazoa; Arthropoda; Insecta; Diptera; Culicidae.
UAUGCACCGUGGUUGCCGCAGAUUGCGACUAAGAACACGUGUUAAUUAGUCGCCGCUAAGGCUUGCGCGAUCAUCAAUUGUGGACGACCAUAAAUUUGUUGUGUUCCGAGCGAUUCCAAGUAAUCUCGGUAGCUGUAUGCGUGUGUCGAGUGAAUACUGUGUAAAAAGGGCCGACCGUAGUAUCUAUCCUAAACAAAAAAAUAAUCACCCUUCUUGGAGGGAAGAACUAGAUAACAUCGACGUUCCUUUAUCAAUCGUCUUCCACAAUCGGUAUAUAACGGUGUCCAGCUGACAUUGGACGGUUCAGUUCGACCAAGACCAAACACCGCCAGGAUGAGUUACACCAACUUCCAGCUUGAGGUGCUUAACCAACACAACACUCUCAGGAAACGCCAUUCUGCCGCACCAUUGCAGCUCGAUUCUAAUUUGUGCAAUUAUGCCCAAGAGUGGGCCAAUACACUGGCCAGCCGAAACGUAAUGCAGCAUCGCUCCAACAACAAGUAUGGAGAAAAUUUGUACGCCUGUUUUGGAAAAACGAACAUCACGGGAGCGGAAGCGGUUAACAAUUGGUACAACGAAAUCAAGUACUACGCGUUUGGCUCACCAGCUCCGGGCAAUUUCUCGCAGGUCGGUCACUUUACGCAGGUUGUGUGGAAAACAUCGCUCCGGCUGGGCGUCGGCAUUGCCACGAAGGGCACGAGCGUGUACGUGGUUUGUAACUACGAUCCACCUGGCAACUUCACGGGACAGUAUCAUCUGCACGUCACUAAACAGUAAAAUUGUACGACCACCCUAUGGCAAUCGCAGCGCACAGCACUAACGCUGUACACGAAGAAUACACACCUGACUGCUCACGGUGCUAUUUGAGGGACAUUUUUUUUUACUUC